Anopheles merus is the source of this 902-nucleotide messenger RNA. Its product is annotated as SOSS complex subunit C homolog B. The record is from RefSeq and is a predicted model, not a curated record. NCBI's taxonomy places the organism in Eukaryota, Metazoa, Arthropoda, Insecta, Diptera, Culicidae. Gene Ontology annotation, biological process: DNA repair. The transcript has 3 exons. The coding region runs from base 525 to 902 and encodes 125 amino acids. Gene Ontology annotation, cellular component: nucleus; SOSS complex.
CGUUCCAUUUAGCCCGUUUUCACCUUGUACAGCGGAUCGAACCAUUCGAAGAGUACCGUCUAGGAUGUGCUGAAAAAAAGUUGAAGUCAACGGAGAAAUACUCACCAAUCAAAACAAUUUGCUAGCAAACGGGACACAUUCUCGGGAAGCAUUUCCUGCAGAAAAGUGGCGAGUGUGCAUGUGGUGUGCGCUUUCAACUUCUGUACGGUGCUGCUAUAGCGAGAAAGGGACGGACAGAUAGCGAGUGAGCCAGUUUGUACACUUCACAUCCAACAUGGCCGUCAUUCAAGCGCUAUAAACAUACACACACAGCUCAAGCCCUCUCGCAACAAGUCACAGGAACAAUUGCGCUUUCCCUUCGAAACGGUGGAAAUCGAAUAACAUUUUCCCACUGCCGUACGACUGCCUUAAAGUUGAUGGUGCAAGGAAUCCGCGUCUAAUCCCGGUAGCGAUUGUAACCCGUGUGUUUGUGUGCAUCCUAUGAGGAACUUUCGAACUGCCCGCGAGUACCAGCAAUCACUUUAAUGGCUUUUCCAUCCACCGCAAACCAGGACGUGACGAAAAAAAUUCUGGAAGACAUCCAGAUGAAAAAGCAGCUCCUGCAGAAAGGAGUCAACUCGCAUUCGCCCGGCUUCGGUAACCUGUACAACUCGUCACUCGGCUUCGGCAGCCUCUACACGCCCUCGCCCCUGUUUCAGCUACCAAAACAUACACCUGCCACUGCCACCGGCCAGCCGAACGACAGCAACCAGAGCAUCUCGAAGGGCGUGUGGAGCCAGGCGAUCAACCAGUCGUUUGGCUUUUUCGUCCCGCAGGACUCGCUGUUCGGGAACAACAUCCUGCCGGUGCUGCCACGGUACGACAAUCCGUCGAUCCAUUACGCUAGCACGCCGAAAUUUUGA